GCCUCACAAAAAAUGUCAGUACAAUAUAUCUGAUUUCUGCUCAUAAAAUUCAUAGUAUAAAUUUUUGUAUAUAUAUAUAUGGCUUCCACAGUUGCCUUUCUUUCAGUACAAUCCCCAAAAUGUUACAGAAUAGAUCAGUCAUUUCUUUCUUCAAAUUCCCUUUUAAAGUUGAAAAAGCAAACAUCUUUGUCUGCUAGACAAUUCAAGUCUCAAGAAACACCCUUAAUUUUUGCAGCUCAAUCCAAUUUCUUCAAAGUUCUUCAAACUGCAUGGAGAGUUGGAAAGGAUGGAGUUGAAGCUGGAACCAACAUGGUACCUGAUGCCAUCCCAAGACCAAUAGCCAGGAUUUGUGUGACAGUAGUUGGAGCGGCCUUUGCUCUCUUUGCACUCAAGUCAUUCCUGUCGACAGUUUUCUUUGCGUUGGCGAUGAUGGGAGUCAUUUACUUUGGAUUCAUAGCCUUGAACAAGGACGAUGGUCCAAAAGGCGGUGGAGGCACUGCUUCUGUUGACGAUAGUCUAGAAGAAGCAAGGAGAAUAAUGGAGAAGUACAAGUAAGAAAUGCAGAAAUGGAUCUCAUCGCGAUAACUAUCAACGUCUCUGGCUUCUUUCAAAAUAGGUAGUAUGCCAUCAAAUCAUUUCAUAAAAGGAAUCCUUUAUAUUCUUAAAUGUACUGGUUUGUAAGGUAAUGUUAUACAGUUGAUUUUAAAUUUUCUGAGUUUAGCAUAUCUCACAUAAUUUGAUCUGAAAAGUUGCAUUAUUUCAGUUUAA
This is a messenger RNA of Solanum stenotomum, 768 nucleotides long. RefSeq lists its product as uncharacterized. Lineage: Eukaryota; Viridiplantae; Streptophyta; Magnoliopsida; Solanales; Solanaceae. The record is from RefSeq and is a predicted model, not a curated record. The coding region runs from base 79 to 555 and encodes 158 amino acids. The transcript has 4 exons.